AUGACCAAUCCCAGCCACCUCGAGAGUCUGGCUGAGACCAUCAGCGCCGCUUCCAAAGUCAUUAGUGGCUACUGCACCCUCGAGGAGAACCCCCAGCCAUCCUUGGGUCCUGACGCUCCAUCGGUCGUGCUGCCUCAUACCGCGCCGGAGUAUGUACGCCAGGCGCGCCAGCAGCUCCUCUCAGCGGCCAAAGAGGCCAUUCAACUAGCCGCGGAGCCUAGUGAAUACCUGCCAAUGCUGGCAGUUCAGUAUCAAUAUAUCGCCUGUAUCAAAUGGCUGGCCCACUUCCAGGUCUUCGCCGCGGUGCCCUUGACGGGCGCCGUCCCCUACGCCCAGCUAGCCAGCAUCUGCGCCGUGCCAGAGCGGCAGCUGCAAAGUGUUGCCCGCAUGGCCAUCACCAGCGGGUGUCUGUGUGAGACUCAACCGGGCGAGGUCGCUCACAAUGCCAUCUCUCGGCAAUUCGUCACGUUGCCUGCCUACCUGGGCUGGGUCCGCUUCAUGACUGAUUUCUAUAUGCCCGUCUCGGCUCAAAUGGCCGAGGCCACCGAGAAAUGGGGUGUGUCAGACCAGCCGAACGAGACGGCAGUGAACCUGGCCAUGAACACGCCCUUGUCCGCCUUUGCGUUCAUUACCCGGUCGCGGGAGUUCAAUAAGCUGUUUGGGGGUUAUAUGAAGGGCGUGGCCGCGAGCGAGGGCACCGCCGUGCGGCACCUGCUCACGGACUACGAUUGGGCCCAGCUGGGUCCAGGGCUGGUGGUACAUAUCGAUGGCGCUCCCGGAACUGUCUGCGUUGCGCUGGCCGAAGCCUUCCCCCGACUGCGAUUUGUGGUGCAAGACACAGCCGAACAGACCAACCAGAGCCGUUCGUUCAUUAAAUCCCAACCGGAGCCCAUCCGCUCCGCCAUCGAGGUCGCAAGCCACGACCACUACAGCUCCCAGCCGAUCCAAAAUGCUAAUGUGUAUCUGCUCCGCAUGGUAUUGCACAACCACUCGGACGCCAACGCCACUCGCGUGCUCGCGUCUCUGGUGCAGCCCCUGCGUGCGAACCCAGCGGCGCGGCUGCUCAUCAUUGACACGGUGCUACCGGAGCCGGGUCAAGCCGGCGUGAUGGACGAUGCGCUCCAGAGGUAUCGCGACUUGACCAUGCAGCAAGUAUUUAAUACGAAGGAGCGCGAUCUAGCGGAGUUCCAGCAAAUCUUGGACGCCGCGGGCGAUGGGGCGGGGGGCUUAGUGGUGCAGAACGUGCGACGGUCGCCUGGUUCGGCGCUUUCGGUAAUUGAGGUUGCGUAUCAGACAUACGUGAAUGGCAAUGGGGUCACGCACCAUGGAUUUGGAUAUUGA
Messenger RNA from Penicillium canariense, 1341 nucleotides. RefSeq lists its product as uncharacterized. The transcript is spliced from 3 exons. Gene Ontology annotation, molecular function: O-methyltransferase activity. The record is from RefSeq and is a predicted model, not a curated record. Bases 1 to 1341 code for a protein of 446 amino acids. NCBI's taxonomy places the organism in Eukaryota, Fungi, Ascomycota, Eurotiomycetes, Eurotiales, Aspergillaceae.